This is a messenger RNA of Dibothriocephalus latus, 1176 nucleotides long. The record is from the annotation of a GenBank genome assembly. NCBI's taxonomy places the organism in Eukaryota, Metazoa, Platyhelminthes, Cestoda, Diphyllobothriidea, Diphyllobothriidae.
AUGGCUGGCUUUUUAAAGAAAACUCUACCGAGGGAACUUGAAGUAUUUGUGGAAAAGCUGAUUAUAGCCUUCAAGUUGAAUAUGAUUCAGGAUGCAGUUCACGAUUUCAAGUCAGAUAUGUCCGGCCUCAGCAGUGCUUCUGAUUACAUUGAGAAAAAUUGGAAGAACAUAGUCCCAGCUGUUGAGCAGAAGGGACAGGAAUUGAAUGAUGCCUUAAACGAAAUUAAGACUGGAUGUCCUUACCUGGAACAAGAGGCUGACAAACUCAGGUCAAAUUUCAAUAAAGCUCUCGUUAAGGAGAUUCCAGCGGAUUUGAACACUGCUCUAGCUACCACGUCAGCAAAAUUGAAGCAAAUGUCAGAUAAACUGGACGGCGUGAUGGAGCAGGUCGGCAGUGUUCAUACCACUAUUUCACAGCAAAUUCAAGAAAAUUUGGACGUUGCAAGCAUGCUUGAAGAAUUAAAUGGAAUGUGGGAUACCAUAGACUCAAACCUAACUCCGAUGGAGCAGAAAAUGGAUCAAAUGAUGAAUACAGUUUUUGGAUUCCUUGGGCAGUAUUCUUCUCUCGUUAAAGCUCUGCUCUUCGUGUUGGCCAUACCCUUCCUCCUGGCUGCAAUUUUUUUUACUCUCUUCCUUGUCGUCUUCAUCGUUGAGGCCAUUUAUCGUCAUUUGUUCUCUCUCACUGGAACCUCAGCCUCGGAAGUUGCAGCCGCGGAUCCUUGGAUCGCGAAAUCGUGUGUCUGUGGUGGGGGAAAGUUCUGCUGUUGUUCCUGCCUCCUCAUCCUACCCGUCCUUCUCUUGGGUAUUUUCGCCUGCCUCGCAAUCACGCUGAACGGAUUUGCGGGUGUUGAGGUCUGCCCCUACAUAACUAACACUACGGGUAUCAAUAUGACCGAUUACGUACUUAACUCGAAAGUGCAGACCAUAUGGAACGACGCAGUCAACUCCGCAGGCCCAUCAGGAAGUCAGACAGGAGGUUUCGGGAACCUUCUCAAUCCAAAACCUCCACAGAAUCUGCUUUAUGCAGUGGAGGUCGGAUGUGCCCCCUCCGCUGCUGCUCAGGAGACCCCAGCACCGGGCCUCCUGGCGCAAAUGGGGCUUACCAAUUUGGUUGACUUCCGUGAAUUCGUUAACGACCCAACACUUACCAAUAAAUUAGCAAAGGUUAAGACGUAA